This is a messenger RNA of Pelobates fuscus (common spadefoot toad), 2153 nucleotides long. RefSeq names its product RELB proto-oncogene, NF-kB subunit (gene RELB). Gene Ontology annotation, cellular component: cytoplasm. The transcript is spliced from 10 exons. NCBI's taxonomy places the organism in Eukaryota, Metazoa, Chordata, Amphibia, Anura, Pelobatidae. Bases 258 to 1709 code for a protein of 483 amino acids. Gene Ontology annotation, molecular function: DNA-binding transcription factor activity, RNA polymerase II-specific; RNA polymerase II cis-regulatory region sequence-specific DNA binding. Gene Ontology annotation, biological process: non-canonical NF-kappaB signal transduction; innate immune response; response to cytokine. The record is from RefSeq and is a predicted model, not a curated record.
GCCUUGCUGUCUGUAUCGCUCCCUUGGACAAAUGCUCGACACGCUUAGUAUAACUCCUUCUCCUGAUCUUUAGAUUCUAUAAUGCGAUGCGUAGAUAUGCUCACAGUUAGAAUGUAUCCCUGCUUUUAGCCUAAGACUCUGGCCUAGUUAGCUGGGAGCUUUAAAAGUAAUCUCUGAUCUCAUUCACACACCAAGGAAAGUUGUGAGUCAACCAGCCGUCGCUGCUGCACUUACGUGGAUCUCAAAAAUAUGAUGUAAUGGAUUUAAUCCAUUCGGAAUCCCAACCUGACAACCAGCUGCACUCCCCUGUGCUUGUUUCAAGAAAUACGGAACAUGCUAGCAUUCUCGAAACAGUCACCGUCGCCUCUUGCAUCCAACCUCGGGACUGCAGGCCGUCUGUGUGGCAACCACUGCAAGACCUCCCUCUACCACCUCCACCACCACCACAGCUGCUGAUCACAGAACAGCCAAAGCAGAGAGGGAUGCGAUUUCGAUACCAGUGUGAAGGAAGGUCCGCGGGGAGCAUUCUGGGACAGCAUAGCACCGAUCAAAACAAAACUCUGCCGGCAAUCGAGCUGCGUAACUGUGAGAAUAUCUCUGAAGUGUGUGUCAGAGCUUGCCUUGUGUGGAAAGACCAUCCUCACCGGGUUCACCCGCACGGCCUUGUGGGUAAGGACUGUCACGAUGGCAUCUGUGAGGUCACUUUGCAUCCUAAGGAAGGGGAGACACAGCACAGUUUUAGUAACCUGGGAAUUCAAUGUGUGCGAAAGAAAGAGAUCGAAACAGCUGUCCAGCAGAGAUUAGGUCUCGGAAUAGACCCGUACCAUGCUGGCAUGUGGCGGCACCAUGAAGAGGUGGACUUGAAUGUCGUCCGACUCUGCUUCCAGGCCUCUUACUACGAACCAGGAGGACAGAGAAGGCUGAUACCACCAGUGCUGUCUGAACCGGUCUAUGAUAAGAAAUCCACGAACACAUCUGAGCUGAAGAUUUGUCGGAUGAACAAAGACUAUGGUCACUGCGAAGGGGGCGAAGAAGUGUACAUCCUGUGUGACAAGGUGCAGAAAGAGGAUAUCCAGGUGGUGUUCGGGGAUGAAGUGUGGGAGGCCCGUGCUGAUUUCGCACAAGCUGACGUACACCGGCAGAUUGCCAUUGUCCUGAAAACUCCUCCGUACCGUGACCUCCACAUCAUGGAUCCGGUAACUGUGUCUGUAUACCUGCAGAGAAUCACUGAUGGCAUUCGGAGUGAAGGGGUUAACUUCACCUAUAAACCACGUAUACAAGAUCUCUAUGGUUUGCACAACAAGAAGCGACGCUACUCUCCUCAAGAUGAUAUAAACGACCCAGAUCCACACUGCAUUGAGGCAAAAAGGAACCGUCCGAUACCUGAUUUUAUGGAUCACUGCAUUCCUGAACAAGGGACAGAAUUCUGUGCACAAUAUGCAGUAAAUCAUUACCAAGAAUACUGGCCUGGUUGCUCCUCUACAUUUGAAGAGGAUAACAUUGGACAAUCUCUGGUGGAAGAAGUUGGAUUGAGCAUGCAGCCACCAUUGCCUGAUUACAAUUUUCAAGAUCCAACUAUCCUACCUCAAUUCGAGGAAAUUACUUCUACCUUUGAUGGUGUAGAAACAGCAGAUCUAUUUGGGUCAAGCUUGGCCCUCACCGAACAGGGACAGGAGUUCCCAGAUUAUUCCUUUAAAAGAGUUGGUUAGACUGUUGAAGAUUGCACCCGUUAUUAAGAGACCUACAUUGUGAUGAAAACCAAUUUAUUCGUAUGUCACCAGCAAUGAAUAUUCUACACAUCUAGUUCAACUGAACUAUGUGUGACUGCGGUGCAAGUGGAAGCUAAUCUCAACCUCUGUGAUGGCUUGCUGGUCGUGUAGCAUUAAAGAAAAAAAAAGAAAAAGAAAAUCCCAUCAAUGCGAAAAAUUCUCACAAAUAUGGACAACCGUUAUGGAACGGAAUUAUGGGACAAUUUGACAGCAUGGAUUUUAAACUUUACUCUCUUUAUCCUGGCAUGUUACAGUAAUCCCAAUUCUUACACAAGUUUAAUUGCUCAUUCGUGAAUAACUUCUCUUGAGCUGUGAGGAAUAUGGAUCAUUUGUUGGACUGUGUGUCUGGGGGACAUUGGGAUAGGGGGAGAGAAUGCACUUUUU